UUGGUUGAUAAGCAUGGCUGAAGCAUCCUUGCUAUGACUACAUCUGCCACUGGGAAAACACUGAGCUUUCGGGGCCAGUUGGGCAGCUGUGGCGAAGGCAGCGACCGGAACCAGCUUCCCGGGCGCGGUGGCGGCCGUCCGUCUUGCCUCGGCUAGCUGACUACUUCAUCAUGGUAGGCUAUGACCCCCGAGAAGCUAGAAUUGAUCUCUCAUUUACAUCCUCCAAAACAAGAGAUUUCUAUUGCUAACUGUGUCUUUCCAUUCGUCUAUGGUGAUGAACUACAUUACAAUUGUAUCUCCAUCCGAAGUGACUUUGAUUGGUGCUCCCUUGACUUUCACUUCAAAGGAAGGUGGCGUUACUGCACAGCACUGGAUCCUCCAAUGUGCAUCUUCCCUUUCCAAUUCAGAAAAAGGUCCAUUAAUGAAUGCACCAAGGAAGGCUACAUUUUGAAUCGGAGUUGGUGUUCAUUGACUGACAAUUACAACAAAGAUAGAAAAUGGAAGCAAUGUUCUCCUUACAACUUUUAGGUAACCUUGUGUGUUUUUGAAGACAGAAGUUACAGAUCCAUCAGAUUUCUCUCUAAAUAUAUUUCUUCCUUUAUCUUUAUGUAACAGUCUAAUAAUAAAUGUCUGUUCUCUUGUCUUCAUUGAUGUCUUGUUUUUCUGUGAUGAGUGGAAAGAGGCAAAGUACAUUAAUGAAUAAUUAAUUUUCAUGUGGUGGGGGUUGUGACCCAGGGGAAGAUUUGGGGUAUCUGGUUACAUUGUCUGAAAUCAUGACACAAAGAAAUAUGUUCUUCUGAUUAGUAGACGUACACCUGUUUUAAUAUUUUAGUCACUGAGAGAU
This is a messenger RNA of Meriones unguiculatus (Mongolian gerbil), 844 nucleotides long. RefSeq names its product binder of sperm protein homolog 2-like. The record is from RefSeq and is a predicted model, not a curated record. The coding region runs from base 181 to 528 and encodes 115 amino acids. Gene Ontology annotation, cellular component: cell surface. Gene Ontology annotation, molecular function: heparin binding. Lineage: Eukaryota; Metazoa; Chordata; Mammalia; Rodentia; Muridae. The transcript has 5 exons.